Messenger RNA from Venturia canescens, 8677 nucleotides. RefSeq names its product piezo type mechanosensitive ion channel component (gene Piezo). The coding region runs from base 168 to 7985 and encodes 2605 amino acids. Gene Ontology annotation, cellular component: membrane. Gene Ontology annotation, molecular function: mechanosensitive monoatomic ion channel activity. The transcript is spliced from 37 exons. Lineage: Eukaryota; Metazoa; Arthropoda; Insecta; Hymenoptera; Ichneumonidae. The record is from RefSeq and is a predicted model, not a curated record.
AAUCCUUUUUUUUUUGUUUUUCUCCUUCGACGCACGCAUGUUGCUUAACUCGGGGGUGAAAAAUAGCGUUGAAACUACACCGAUCGGGGAAGCCAGCGAAGGAUGCGUUGAGUUCGCGCACCGAUCGCCACUCGCAAGGAUAGCAGGGGAAACGGAAGCUCGACAGAAUGGGCUCGUACUGGCUCAACGUUGCCGUUCUCAGGGUCAUCAUCCCAGUGACCUUCGCAGCUUGUACAAUAUGGCGGCCGACAGGAUUGUCGCUGAUUUACCUCGGAUUGAUGCUCUACUCGCCGAUGGUCCCGAUCGCGACAGCAGAAACGAUGAAGGGCCACACCGGAAAUUACUUGAAGGCUUGCGUAACUCUGAGCUUCCUAACGAGCCUGACCCAGCUCAUGUUUCACAUUGUACUUUUGUCCCUGCCACCGUACGGAUACUUUCUCGAGGCUUGCACAUUCCUUGAGAUGAUAUUCAGGCACCUCGGCCUGGUCAGGUUGGACGGUGCGACCGUCUGGGAAAUCGUGUUCUGGCUACUCCCCGAAAUCAUUGCUUUUCCAACCACUAUUGCGAUGUACCUUUUGUGCAAACGGACGACCUGGGAACCGCACAAAGAAGACGACGAAAGCUCCACCGUCCAGCCAGCCAAAAAAAUUCACGACGAUGCCAAUGCGAAGGUAACAAAUUUUCUCGGGACUAUCGGGACGUACGUCGUGCUGGGAUCCCUGUGCUGCGUUUCUUCGUUGACGCCCUCGGUCGAGGGGGCUUUUUACUUCAUAAUAUUCAUCGGUGCCUCGAGCUGGUGGGCCUGUCACCGAGAGCUGCGAAAAGGCUUCGCGUUCGUCUGUCGCUUCGUGAUGGCAGUCGUCGUUGUACAUAUUCUCGUUCUCAUGACUUACCAGAAUCAAUGGUCCCAAGAGUUCGUACCGGUGAACAGCACUUGGGCUCGAUAUUUCGCCCUCGAUCCGUACUACACGAGCAACUGCUCGGAUCCUCGCUACAUCGAUUACGUCGAUUCUUCCUCCGAGUGGACCAGCUACAGCCACGCUCUCGGACUCUUUUGGCUUUAUUACGUUUUGGCACUGCAGUCGCGAUUCUUGUUCAGAAAACCGAAAGCGAGCGUGCCAGCCUCAUAUCAGCCCGACGAAACGACGCCAAGAGAAAGAAAUAAAUCUGACGAGAGAAGUGUCGCGUUAACAGCAGACCCGGUGAAGCUGAUGCGCUUUGGCUCCGGACGCACCGGUCUGCUCCAAGACUCAACAGGCAGCGUCAUCGUCCAGGAUGCCCACAACGAUGACAGCAUCCAGCUACAGUCCCUCAGCGAAGGUGAAUCCGACUGGGUCUCGCCUCAUCGAGCUCCGGACGAGGGUCCCGGGAUAGUGGAGCAAGUGAUAAUGGCAGUUUACUCGAUAUUUCAGUUGAUCGUAAAUUCUUCCUAUUUAGCAACGAACAUAAUAAUGAUGACUUGGAGUAUCAUGUACCACAGUUGGACGACGUUUAUACUGCUGAUGUGGGCAUUGGUGCUGUGGAUGGUACCGAACAAGAGAAGUUCGAUGAUGAAGUGUUCGCCGUUCAUAGUUUUUUACGCGACGCUACUGCUGCUCGUUGGUUACAUUUACAGUAUGAAUUUGACGGAGGAGGAAUUGCCGACGGUGUUCCACGACAUCAAGGUCGCCGAGAUCGGUUUCCGCAAGCCCUUCGGCUCGGAUCCAGCUCCGAGUUGGCAUCAAAUCGUCAAAUGCGCCUUCACCACGAUGUUCUGGAUCACCAUGAGACAAUACAUGGCCGAGAGACAGUCCCAGAAAAGGUCCUCGGCCAUGAGAGACAUGGUCGCCCCCCUCCACGUCUCCGUUUCCACCGCCACCACCGCCAUGAACAAAGAAACUCCCGAAAUAAAAAGCCAAUUCAUGAAGGAUGUCGGACGCGUCGUGAAAAAACUGCUCAUCAAAUUCUGGAUCGCGAUCGUUGCCAUCAUGCUCUUCACCAGCGGCAUCACCGGAGAACGCAUGACCGUUUUCCGGAUCAUUUACAUGUCGCUCUUCCUCGUCUUCGUCAUCACUUUUCAGUUCUCCUGGACUGCUUGGAGGAAAAUGAUGUACGGUUUCUGGAUCACGGUUAUCGCGUACUCAGUCGCCAUGUUGAUCCUCGUUUACACAUACCAGUUCAGUAAUUUUCCUGGCUACUGGACCCGUCUCGGCAUCGAUGAAGCACUGCAAAUGGACAUUGGACUUGAAUCGUACAAAACGAAGGAGCUUUUCGUGCGCCUUCUCACUCCGACGUUUUUCGUGAUCGUUACAGUCCUGCAAAUCCAUUAUUUCCACGAAGAUUUCCUCGAAAUCACGAAUAUCGAGAGAACCGGAGUCGACCUGGUCUCGAGGCGCGGAAGUUUGGGCUACUCGAGCACCGUGCCCAUCGUUUCGACCAGCUCCGAGGAGGCGAUUCCCGCGGAUGGUGAAAAGAAAACUGUUAUUUAUACCCUGAAACAGUUGAAGCAUAUGUCGAAAAUGGAGCGAAUGGCACUGAUGAGGAAGACGAUCGAGAACGUGAAGAACUUUUACGACUGGAUUUGGCUGAUUCUUGAGAUUCACAUGCAGAAAAUAAUUUUCAUUUCUUUCAUCCUGCUGUGCAUCAAAGACGUCUGCGCCAUAAAUUUAUUCUUCGUCAUCGCGGUCGUGGUUGCGAUAAAUUUCCAGCGGAGCGUGCAAAUAACUUCGAUAAACGCGAUGGCUGGAAUUAUUGCGAUUCUGAUGGUAGCCAAAAUGCUCUAUCAGAUCGAGUACAUCGUUCACGAGAACUGGGACGUCAACUGCUCGAGAACGGACGCUAACGGGACGGAGAGUGUGACGACUUACAACGUCGCCAAAUGGAUCGGCAUGGACAAAGCGAGAACUGGAGAAUUGCCGUACUUGUUAAGGGGCUACAUCGGGAUGGUGACCGUGACGACGAUCCGCGCGAUCAUCGUAAUUCGACAGUGUUUCCAUCGCCACGAGAAAGGCGAACCCCUGGAAACGCCCCUGGUCAUGUUCCCGAAAAUCACGAGAGCCGACGCCGACAAAGGCAUUCCCGAGUGUCUCAAAUUUCUCUUCAAUUAUGGCUUUUAUAAAUUCGGAUUGGAAUUCUGCCUGAUGGGAAUCGUCGCCCUCAUCGGCACCAGACUCGACUUUUAUUCCGUCCUCUACGGUAUUUGGCUACUCGUACUUUUCUCCAUGAAGAGAACCACGACCGCGAGGGUCUGGCCGUUCUUUCGCAUCUUCGCCAUCGUCGUUCUCCCACUCCAGUACGCUUUUGUCGUCGCGCCCCCGACCUGGCUCUGCAUCAAUUAUCCGUGGAGCAUUCUGGACGAUUCGGGAUUGGACACACUUCGAAGAUUGCAGGAUUGGAUGUACUUUCCGGACCCCGAGUAUCCUCCGAGCCCGGAGAAGCUCAUCUGCGAUUUCAUUCUUCUCAUGAUGAUCGUUCGUCAGAGUUUGGUGUUCCGGAUCGAGGCCCGGAGUCGAGCGACCGGUGAAGAGUUUAUCGCCGGUCACAAUUUUUCCGUUUCUCAAGAAAUGGAGAAGCCGAACUUCGUGAACCCGGUGAAGGAUUACGUCUCGCUCGCCCAAUGCUGGCUCGACGUUUUCAAAAGAGGCUCCAUGAUGAGUUUCAUGUGGAUCACCCUCUCGAUCAUGUUCCUGGCUGGGACCAACAGAACCAACAUAUUUUCCCUCGGCUACUUGAUCGGGGCUUUCAUAUUCCUUUGGCAAGGAAGCGACUUUUAUCUCAGACCGAUAAAAACCAUUCUCAAGUGGUGGAAUUUCCUCAUCGGCUACAACGUCGUCGUCAUUUUCUCUAAAGCUAUCCUCCAGGGCGUUGGUUGCGUUUUGCUCAAGCAGAUGGAAACUUCGGUUUGCUGGUUGGUCCAGCUGCUGGGGAUAGCGUGUUUGAAAAAGUUCCAUACCUCCGGAACGAUUUUCGACGGGAAAGACAAUUACUGCGAAGUCCCGCGAGAGGACAUCGGGAUGGUUUGGGACGGUCUUUGCUUCGCGUGUCUCUUGGUCCAGAAGCGUCUCUUCAAGAGUUACUAUUUUUUCCACAUAGUGGACGAAACGAAGGCGAUGAGUAUAUUGGCGUCGCGAGGAGCGGAGCUGCUCCAAGAUCUGCACCGGAAGCGGAUCGAGUAUCAGGAGAACGUGGAAAAAGCGGUUUUGCAAAAGCUCAAGUUCAAGAUGGACAAAAUCAAGGCCGAUCAGCAGAGGAUUCAAGGGCCGAGUUACAGGGAGCCGGCGACCCACAAAAUCGAUACGCUCUAUCCGAGAGAUCGACCUCUGUACAAACAUCGUGUGCCAAAGACCAACAGAGAGGCUGUGAGAUCCGGCGACUAUUACAUGUUCGACGAUCUCGACGACGAUGACGUCACCGAUCAUCUCGUGCCUGACCUGGACGACAAACGCGAGGAAGACGAACGGCUUCGUCAGCAACAAGCGAAAGGACGGAGAAUGACCGUGGCCGAACUGAUGACAACAGUGUUAAAGACUGACAUAGAGAUAGCGACCCACGUCGCGAUGUACGGAGGAACGCAAAAGGACGCUCUUCGGCUUCGACGUCAGAGCGUGCCGCUGACCCGCAAGAAAUCAUCCAUGUCCUACCUGAGCGCACGUUCCGAAACCGACACUGCCGCGGCCACCGAUAUCCGAGACGCUGCCAGCCUCGACUCCGCCGAGGUCGAGGACGUCGAGCAAGAGCUGAAGACUGAAGACCUUGCCAAGACCCCCGCUGACUCGGUCCAAGGAGACGAACUCACCGAAGAUCCAACCAGAGCUUCGGGCGUCGACAAAGAUCGAGGAAAGGACCAAGACGAAGAGGACGACGAGGAGCCCGAAGGAGACCCGGACAAACAGAAAUCAGUCUCUCUUCUAACGUACCUGAAAUUCGUUCUCGUCAUCCUCAAUAGCACCAUGGUCUCCAUGACCAAAUACCUUAAUAGAUUCUCUAGAGACUACAGAUAUAUACGUAAAGUUCUUACCAAAGAAAAAAGAAUUCUCAAGGCCAAACCAGAUUUCCGGAUGGGAACGCGAUUGGGAAUAAAUCAAAUAUGGCAGCCGAUACCGGUGAUGAAGCAGAGAUUCAGUAGUUUAAAUGCUUGCUCUGAUAGAUCUGACAGCGAGGAAAGCACGGACGAGAGCUCCGGGAAUGGCCAACGGCCUGGUCCAUCGUCAAAAAGUACCAGGAGGAAGGAGAGCUCGCUGACAGUGCCACACAUCCGAAUACUGGCGCCGAGUUUGGAGCGAGGAUUGGACGUGUCCUCCUCCAGCUCGAUAUUUGGGCAAGCACAAGCUGAGCCCGAACCCGAGGACGAGGGCGAUACCUUGGAAGAGCUUUCCGAAGACGACCAACCGCCCAUCGUCCAGCUCGCAGCUUCCAUUUGGUUCGGGAUCCUCGCACAUUCUACUUUCAUGUGCUACUUCAUGGUUUUUCUUCAUCACGUGAAAAACGCCUCGGUCAUUUCCAUCCCGCUGCCCCUGAUGGUCUUCUGCUGGGGCUCUCUCACCAUCCCCAGGCCCUCGAAAACUUUCUGGGUCACCCUCAUCGCUUACACCGAAGUCAUCGUCAUCGUCAAAUGCAUCUUCCAAUUCGAAAUCAUCCUCUGGAACCAAAUGGCCUCGCCGAACCACCCUCUUUUCCCUCCGAGAAUUCUGGGCAUUGAGAAAAAACCGAAUUACGCGCUCUGGGACCUCUGGCUACUUCUCAUGAUUUUCUUCCACCGGUUCAUGUUGAAGUCUCUGGGCCAGUGGACAGCACCGGUCAAACCGAGGAAAAUCAUACCGACGAAUCUGACGAUGAGGACGAGGAACGAGGAUGGGCAAGGAGGCGGCGAGCCGGCCCGUUUCCACUGGCAAAAUGAGGAAACGAACAAUACAACGGAAACCGAGGGAACGAGCACGAAGCGUGAGAGCUCGAACGAGGGGGAGGAAAUCGAGGCGCCGAAGAACGAGGAAAUCACGGACUCGAACGAGAGGCUCGUCGUCGUCAAGACCACGGAAACGAGCCCUUGCGACAAAGACUUGAAAACAGCUGUCAACAUGAUAGCCUUGAAGUAUUGGGAACCCAUGAAAAUAUUUUUCGACAACAUCCUCAGCCCGGAAGGCAAAGAAAAAACGAACGUUUACGCCUACAUGUUUCUGUGCGACUUUUUCAACUUUAUUCUUUUGAUUUUUGGCUUCUCGGCUUUCGGAACUCAGCAAGGGGACGGUGGAGUGACAGCAUACUUGGCUGAAAAUCGGGUGCCGAUGCCCUUUUUGUUGAUGCUGUUGCUGCAGUUCGCCCUGAUAGUGAUCGAUCGCGCAUUAUUUUUGCGGAAAUCGAUAAUGGGGAAGCUCGUUUUUCAGUAUCUUCUAGUUUUCGGAGUUCACAUUUGCAUGUUCUUCAUUUUGCCCAGCGUCACAGAAAGGCGAUUCAACGAGAAACUGCCCCCCCAGAUCUGGUACAUGGUCAAAUGCUUCUACCUCCUCCUCGCCGCUUAUCAACUCCGUCUCGGAUAUCCUACCCGGAUAUUGGGAAAUUUCUUGUGCAAGAAUUACAGCAUCAUAAAUAUGUACCUCUUCAAGGGUUUCAUGGUCGUCCCGUUCCUCUUCGAACUUCGAGCCGUCAUGGAUUGGAUCUGGACCGACACUUCGAUGACGAUAAUGGACUGGUUCAAAAUGGAGGACAUUUUUGCGAGCAUCUACCAAAUAAGGUGCACUCGAGGCGUCGAAACCGAUUUCCCUCAGCCUCGGGGAGUGAAGAAAACUCAAGUCAGCAAAUACAUGGUCGGAGGAGGCGCACUCUUCCUCAUGAUCGCUCUGAUCUGGUUCCCCCUUCUGCUGUUCGCCCUCGGGGGCACCGUCGGCGACUCCAAUCCACCGACCGAAGUUUCCAUGAAAAUAAGAAUCGGCCCUUACGAACCGAUCUACGCCAUGUCCGCACAGACCAGCUCCAUCGUUCAAUACUCCGAGGCCGAUUUCCGAUCCUUCAAAGACAUUUAUGCUCGGGAUAAGGCCGCUGUGACCUUCUUGGAAAAUUAUGUUAACACCGACGUCACCGCCAUCACUCUCAGCGGCUCCUCGAGAAAACUUUGGGCCAUUUCGCCUCCGGACAGAGAAAGAUUGAGAAUGGAAUUGGAGUCGAACAGCACGGUGAUUGUGCACGUGGAAUGGACCGUGGCGAGAAAAACGGACGUGAAGGAUUUCAACGGAGUGAGCACGGAAGAGAGAGACAUUCCGUUGAAGGCCUGGGAGAACGGUCAGUUCAAUCCGGUGCGAAAGAGUCUCGCCGAUUUACUGUUGGCGAGCACCGACUCGAACUCGCCGAACGGCACGAUCGUAAUGAGAAACGCUUUUCCCAAGUUCCUCAAAGUAACGAGUCGCACGGUCGAGCCGGUUCGUCAGUUGAUGAAUUUGUACGGUCCAGAUCGCCUCGAUGACUCGGACACGGACCAUUUGUACAGAAACAUCAGCCUCCAUCUGUCGACCAACGCCGACUGUUGCGCUCACCAGCAGUGGUGGGUCGUGAAGGAAAACUGCGACGAUGUUUACGAGAAAAAACUGUUGAGCAAAGUGCCUCUCAACGACUGCAGAUACAUCAUGAUGUUCUUGUUCAACGACAAAGCUUUCCCAGAAGGUCUCAGCUUCAUCAGUGGCUUUGGGAUUCUGGGUCUCUACACAACGGGGGUGAUCGUGAUGAGCCAGUUGAUAAGGCGGAGCGUGAGUGAGAUGGCGCCGAAGAUAAUGUUCGACGACUUGCCCUACGUCGACCGAAUUCUGCGUCUCUGCCUCGACAUUUAUUUGGUUCGUGAGAGCGGAGAGCUGAGUUUGGAGGAGGAUCUUUUCGCGAAGCUCAUAUUCCUCUACAGAUCACCGGAAACGCUGAUAAGAUGGACGCGUCCGCCGGAGCCAGGCUCCAGUGGAAAUCCGGAGGAGGACGAGGACGACGACGAAGACGUCGUGGUUCGCCAGGGCGAGCAGAGAAACGCCUGAGAAAGGAAACUGCCACUCGCUGGAAAUUUUCCAAAGUUCCCUACGAUUUGAACUCAUUUCCGGCUCUUCGGAUGCUCCGAACGUGAAAAAAGCACGAACAAUCGGAAAAUAUGGCGGGUUUUUAAAACCGGAAAAACGCAUUUAUUUAGAAAAUAUUUGCCAGUUGAAAAAACGAGACGACGUCGCUCCGCGAAUAACGAGAAAAGCCAGAAGCUUUUUCUCCCUCACUGACAUUGCCGAAACGUUUUUUUUUCUACGUUUAUAUCGUUAUUUAUUCCAAUCGUGUUUUUUCUAUCGUCAUCAUCGUUCCGUUCGCUUUAAGGUUAUUACGUAAGUCAUGUUACCGCACAGUGGGUCCCCGAGACCCCUGAAUCGUCAAUGUCCUCGUUGGGCUAACAUUUUCAGACAAAAAAUCAAUAUUUUCGUGUCCGAAAGCGACAGAUAAGCUCGGACGGGAAAAUCCCUUCGAGUUUUUCAGGUCUCCCCGAGCGAAAUUUUUCCUCAGUCGCGAACGCUAUGAAUUUUAAAAUCGUACUUGAAUAAUACAUGGAAUAUUCAGCCCUUCGAUUUUGCAUCGAUAUUUGUACAUAUUUCAUUAACUCUCUUUUACUUUGUGUUCGAUUAUCGCAUUCUCCAGUGUGUGAGUAAAUACACAAAGUGUACGCUGAAUAAUAAAAUUUGAAAACUUUCAA